AUGAACACUGCUUUUUCAACUGAUCAGGAAGAGGAUCUUGUAAACGCACCUAGCAAGAGAGCACAGCACUAUCAACGCACAUACGUACAAAAGAUGAUUGUCGUUCUUGGCUACCCACUCUCGCAAAUAAACUGCCUGGUCCAGAGUGUGGCCCGCUUGGAGCACUCUAAUCAACUACUCUGGGAAAAGUUUGGCCUUCUGGAGAAACCUCCGGGCGCAACUCGGGGCCAGAGAUCGCCAGUGUGCACAUCCUCCCCCUCCGAGUCUCCGCAGAGGGGUAGGAGCACCGAAGCGGUGGCUACUCGUGUGCAUCCUGACUGUCCUCUGCACGGGCGCGAGAAGGAACGGCUUUCGCCGAGGGCUGCCGACAACAUGCCCUUUGUUCGUGUGGCCUGCUCCCCCAACUCGCCAGUCCCUCCUAUCAUCUACAUCGGAAAGGCUACAUCCGGGGAGGUUCGCGUUACUGAAACGGAUGUUUUCGCGCCGAGAGAGCCCUCAAGGUGGCACUCUAGAACUGGAACCCCGCCCAAUUUGCCUCUUGCGCCCGUCAUGUCAGAAGUAGUUGAAGCCGAGACUGCUGAACGCAGAUAUAAGAUUGUUCGUGACGAAGACGUGUGCUCCUCCAGCGGCCAAAAUUCACCAGUCGUCAGGACGAGCGGUUAUACUCCCCUACCCAUUGCACCACCACCUAGCACCGAUAACGCUAAACGGGACGAUGCUUGUUCUCCAAUAAACUGUCCCCAAGACAAUGCAAAGAGGUCAGUGUCUGUAGGGACUUCAGACUUUGACAGGGUUGCCGGUAAACCUCCAACAUCCGUCAGAGACCCUCUUCAGCAGCCGUCCGGUCAAGAGAGCAUCGCAAAGCGCCUUCCCAUGAUAGUCGAUUCCAUCGAGGCCCAUAGGAUCCGGUUGAAACAUCCAAAAUCCACAAAAACACCGGACACCGGCACUAGAUCUCGGACUAACGACAAGGAACAGGCCUUCAAAGUAUCAAAACCAAAUAUAACAACUUCUAGCUCAACAUCGUCCGGCGAAAAUUUGCCUCCUGCUCCCGGUAAGUUAGACCACCUCGACCACGCCCUCGUUACUUUCUGGCUGUUUGCUGCCCCUAGCCAUCUAAAUGAAUCGUAA
Dibothriocephalus latus is the source of this 1131-nucleotide messenger RNA. Lineage: Eukaryota; Metazoa; Platyhelminthes; Cestoda; Diphyllobothriidea; Diphyllobothriidae. The record is from the annotation of a GenBank genome assembly.